CGCUAUACAUCAUACCUUGGCGUGUUUAACCACUUGACAGCCACUAACUUUAGCCUUAAGUUGCCUUUCUCAACACUUUUUACACACUAAAGCCAUAAAAAAGGGUCCAGAAUGGCAGAUUUUAUGAGCUUGAUAUGCAAGUUUUUCGUAUAUAUUGGCAAAUUUAGCCGAGUACAUUGUAUUAGAUGAAAACUUUAACUUUGUUCAAAAUGCCUUCUACAAAUGCUUGUAAAGUCGGAAACUGGAUCACCCUAUUGUUGUAUCGUUAUAGAGCGAGUGCUCGUUGUGCUGGCUAUUCGUCGUCGUAUCCUGGAUUAAAGUAUGCAGUGCAGAUGUGUAGGCAAGGGGGAGAUGGUAGCAUUUUGCAGCAAAGACAGAGGUUUUGCAGUUAUAGUAGUGCAGGGUUCACAAAACAUGAGAUCGACAUGUUGAAAAAGGAGAACAACAAGGUUGAAGUUCAUUCAGCUACACCAGCUCAUCCAGGGCAUAAAAUUUCUACCUGGUUAAAAUGGCUUGUGGCAUCAGCAUUCUCCGUGCUGGUACCAUUUCUAAAGCAAAAAUGGGACAAUUUGUUGUUGCUAGAAGGGAAGUUGGAGAAGGCAGCAGAAGAGGUGGAAUAUGUAGCAGAGGUGGUAGAGAAAGUGGCAAUCACGACGGAAAAGGUGUCAGCCGAGGUGGCUAAUAAUCUCCCCGGAAACAGUAAGCUCAAGGAAACAGCUCUUAUUGUUGAACAUUUAUCAAGUGUUGCAGCUUCCGAUGCUCAGCUAGCUGAAAAUAUUCUUCACAAGGCUAAUGAUUUGAAGGAAGAUGUGGAAGAACUAGAGAAAAUAGUUAAGCCUGUAAUUGAUCAGAUUGGACAUGUAAAACAUGUUAAUUAAAUCAUUCAAUAUAAUUAAAUUAUUCAUUCACAUUUGUUAAACGACCAAUUCUUAUGGAACCGAGGGU
This is a messenger RNA of Daucus carota subsp. sativus, 945 nucleotides long. RefSeq lists its product as uncharacterized. NCBI's taxonomy places the organism in Eukaryota, Viridiplantae, Streptophyta, Magnoliopsida, Apiales, Apiaceae. The record is from RefSeq and is a predicted model, not a curated record. Bases 186 to 878 code for a protein of 230 amino acids. The transcript has 5 exons.